CGCCCUCAGCCCGCCCGCCCGCCGGAGAGUGAGCGGCGCCCGGGCCGCCCCGCCAGUCCGCGUUCGCCGGCCGCCGUCCGGGCGCGCGCAGCGAGCGGUCGCGACUAUGCCAAGAUGGUCCUGCAGGCGCGGAACAAGCACCGGGAGGCGGCCCCCAAGCCGCCCCAGCCGCCCCGCGCCUCGCAGUCGCCGCUGAGGGGGGCGCCCGACGCCGGCGCCGGGGAGCCCGGGCCCGAGCGCGCGCCCCCGUCCCCCGGGCGCAAGGGCGCCGCGGGCAGGAAGGGGCCCCGCGCCGAGUCCGCCGCGCCGCCCGCCUGGGGCGGCCUCGGGGGGCGCCUGGCGGCCGGGCUGCGCGGGGCGCUGGGCCUGCGGCGCGCGGGGCGCGGCCGGACCUGGACCACGCUCCUGCUAGCCGCCUUCGCAGCAGUGUUGCACUGGAGCCAUAUUACACACCUCUUUGAAAAUGAUCGUCAUUUUUCUCACCUCUCGACGUUGGAAAGGGAGAUGGCUUUUCGCACUGAAAUGGGACUAUAUUAUUCCUACUUCAAGACUAUUGUGGAGGCACCCUCGUUUUUGAAUGGAGUGUGGAUGAUUAUGAAUGAUAAGCUGACUGAAUACCCUCUUGUUAUUAAUACAUUAAAAAGGUUCAAUCUUUACCCCGAGGUAAUCUUAGCCAGCUGGUACCGAAUUUAUACCAAAAUAAUGGACUUGAUUGGUAUUCAAACCAAGAUAUGUUGGACAGUUACCAGAGGGGAAGGACUCAGUCCAAUUGAAAGCUGUGAAGGAUUGGGAGAUCCUGCUUGCUUUUAUGUUGCUGUAAUUUUUAUUUUAAAUGGACUAAUGAUGGCAUUAUUCUUCAUAUAUGGCACAUAUUUAAGCGGUAGCCGAUUGGGAGGCCUAGUCACAGUGUUGUGCUUCUUUUUCAACCACGGAGAGUGUACCCGUGUGAUGUGGACACCACCUCUCCGUGAGAGCUUCUCAUAUCCAUUCCUUGUGCUUCAGAUGUUGCUUGUGACUCAUAUUCUCAGGGCUACAAAACUUUAUCGAGGCAGCUUGAUUGCACUCUGCAUCUCCAAUGUGUUUUUCAUGCUUCCGUGGCAGUUUGCUCAGUUUGUGCUUCUCACUCAGAUUGCAUCAUUAUUUGCAGUAUAUGUUGUGGGAUAUAUUGAUAUAUGCAAAUUACAGAAGAUCAUUUAUAUACACAUGAUUUCUCUUGCACUUUGUUUUGUUUUGAUGUUUGGAAACUCAAUGUUAUUAACUUCUUAUUAUGCUUCCUCUUUGGUAAUUAUUUGGGGUAUACUGGCAAUGAAACCACAUUUCCUGAGAAUAAAUGUAUCUGAACUUAGUUUAUGGGUUAUCCAAGGAUGUUUUUGGUUGUUUGGAACUGUCAUACUCAAGUAUUUGACAUCUAAAAUCUUUGGCAUUGCAGAUGAUGCUCAUAUUGGCAACCUGUUAACAUCAAAAUUCUUCAGUUACAAGGAUUUUGAUACUUUAUUGUAUACCUGUGCAGCAGAGUUUGACUUUAUGGAGAAGGAGACUCCACUGCGGUAUACAAAGACGUUAUUGCUUCCGGUUGUUCUUGUCGUGUUUAUUGCAAUUGUUAGAAAGAUUGUUAGUGACAUGUGGGGUGUCUUAACUAAACAACAGACACAUAUAAGAAAACCCCAGUUUGAUCAUGGAGAGCUGGUUUAUCAUGCAUUGCAACUGUUAGCAUAUACAGCCCUUGGUAUUUUAAUUAUGAGACUAAAACUCUUCUUGACACCACAUAUGUGUGUUAUGGCUUCCUUGAUCUGCUCAAGACAGCUGUUUGGAUGGCUGUUUUGCAAAGUACAUCCUGGUGCUGUUGUUUUUGCUGUAUUAGCAGCAAUGUCAAUACAAGGUUCAGCAAAUCUGCAGACUCAGUGGAAUAUUGUAGGGGAAUUCAGCAAUUUGCCACAAGAAGAACUUAUAGAAUGGAUCAAAUAUAGUACUAAGCCAGAUGCAGUGUUUGCGGGAGCCAUGCCCACAAUGGCGAGUGUCAAACUCUCCGCGCUUCGGCCCGUUGUGAAUCAUCCACAUUAUGAAGAUGCGGGUUUGAGAGCCAGAACGAAAAUAGUAUACUCGAUGUAUAGUCGAAAAGCAGCUGAAGAAGUUAAGCGAGAAUUGAUAAAGUUACAAGUGAAUUAUUACAUUCUAGAAGAGUCAUGGUGUAUAAGAAGAUCCAAGCCUGGUUGCAGUAUGCCUGAAAUUUGGGAUGUGGAAGAUCCUGCUAACGCUGGGAAACCUCCCUUAUGUAACCUCUUGGUGAAGGAUUCCAAGCCUCACUUCACCACCGUAUUCCAGAACAGUGUUUACAAAGUCUUGGAAGUCAUAGAAGAGUGACUGCUGCCCACAGAGAAGUACAUCAGUCAUGGUUUUCAUGUUUUGCUAAUAACUCACGCCUUGUUUUUAAUUCAAAUCCCAAAAACUUUUAUGGGUAACUGUUUUCAAAUAGAAAACGUUUUAUUUGGUCAAUUUGAAUGUCAUUCUGAUUGUAAAAAUACUUACACUUUUAUCAAUUGGUUACUAUUUCAAUGCACCCCAUAGAAUUUGCUAUGCAAAUGAGUAUAUGCUUGUACUUGACUUAACUAUUUGUGCUAAAGUGAGCAAAACUACCUGUAUAAAAAAUAUGAUGGGUCAUCCAAGGAUAAUAUGAAACUGUAGUCCAUUCUGAACCGUGUAGGGGCUGAUUUUACAGUUUAUGGACUAUUGAUGCCCCUUGCUUCUUUUUCUGCCUCUUGCUCUUGUCUUUUGGACGUUUCAGUGAUUAUUGAAUUCUCCUCAAUCAUGUCGGCCCCUGUCAUCAACUUCAGUAAGAGUAGAUGGGGCAGACAUGGGUAUUUGCUAUGUAGAAUUUUCUGUUUAUUUCACUUCACGUUCCUUUGUUCUCUGUUGCUCUUGUUAAUGAAGCAUUUCCUGCCCAUUAUUAAUCCAAACUCUUGGACCUGAUAGUCAGGACCAAAUUCCUGUAACUGUCAACCAUGUGGCAUUAUCGUGUCUUUCUCUCUUUCUCUCCCAAUAUUCUUUGUCAGAUAAGUGUUAUUUACUCAUUUAGUUGUUUAUCAAGUACUUAUUCUUGGUUGAAAAAAAAUUUAGUCGCAAUUGUGUAUUUUUCUCAUCCUUAGUAUUAUUCAAAUGUUUAUAUUUUAAUACUUUUAAACCACUUUUAAAAUUUUUCAUGUUUAAUUGUAGUUUUAAGAAAAACUAUUUUGACCAACCCCAAAUAUAAUGCGUCUAGAAACUAAUGUAUAUUUGAGUAGACAUAAUUUACAGUGGAACAGUAGACUGUAGUAUGUGGUAAUUUUUAUUUUACUAUUAAGAUACAAUAAAACAUGAAUAAUUUUUCUGUCAAAAAAGUAAAUGAAUAAUGAUAAGUGAAUGAAGUUUUUAUAUUUGCUUUUAAAAUUGCCUGUCUUUAAUAAGACAAAGCCUUAAGCCUUAUGCUAUAGUUUUGGUUCCAAAAACCAUCAUUUCAGUAUGAGGAAUGAAUAUAUUCAGCCUUCCUCUUUAUUUUUUUUCCUUCCUAUUUAUUUUUAUUUUGAAAAAUGUUCAAACCUGCUUUGAAUUCCUAGUAUGAAUUUUUGUUUCUUAGAAGUUAAUUUGUGUGAAAUGAGAUUCUUCAAAACAGUGAAUCCUCAUAGUUCUGAGAAAUGGUUUUAAGAUUUUAAAUUCUAAGCAAACCAUGACUCUGGCAGACUACACAUUUAAUUAUACAGUGUUCUCUUUAUUAACCACAGGCAGAUUAACCUCAUUGUGGAUUGUCCUUGAGACCUGAGUCCUCAGGGAUGGUUUCCAGUGCCCGCUCCUGGGAGCCACUGAAGAGCUGUUCUCUUUCUGCCUUCUCACCAGAGCCCAAGGACAAGCCUGGUCUGGGGGAAGCACUAGCUUGCUUAGAACAGACAGCUGCAAAGACGGCCUCGGCUGAGGAGUGUGCAGCCUCGGCCUGCCCCAGAGCCCAUGUUUCCCCUGGGGGCCUCCUUCUGACCCAGGGGGCCUCCUCCUCACCCCGAGGUUCGGUCAGUGUCUUCAGGUGCCUGCCCCUCUUUCUUGCUUGCUGGGUGACUUUUAUUUCUUGGGCUUUUGCCAGUUUCAGAGAACAGGGAAGCAGCCCGGGAGUUGCGGGUUAGGAGUAGAAUUUGAGCAAUGAUGCAGCAAUCCAGAAAAACAGGGCGAGGGCACUUAAGGCCCAGGAGGGUGAGAGCUGCCCUGGAUGUGAGCCGGAAGAAGGGAGUAUGCCCUGCCCUGUCUGGGAUUGUUUCUCACCCGAAUGUGGCUGUUUUGUACAUCCAGCGGUUACAAUUUUUUAAAAAAUCAUACUUUUAAAGUUAUUCUUCCCACCCUCUAAUCCCUUCCUAAUAAAUUCACGUGUAAUGAUUGGAAAUUCUGUACAGCAAAAACAUUAAAAUACUGUUAGAACUGUUUCAUAUGCUGGGAAAAGUUAAAAGCAGUCAAAGUAGAUUUUUUCAGAAGAAUCCUUUUGUAACAAUUUAUUAAUGUAACUCCACCAGCAAGCUAUGAUUAUAUUUUAGGCCAGUCAGUUUAGAACAGAGGCCUUGGGCUACACUGCACACUCAGCCUUGGUCACAUCUGGUAGCAGCCGGUGCUGUAGAUUAUAAAUAUCUUUUAUGGCAACAUAGAGUAGUAGUAGGUUCGAUAUCCAUGACAAAACAGUAUUAAAGCUCAGUAUUUUAUGCAUUUUUAGCAUUAAAAAUAUCAUUGCUUUAGUAUGAGGAAGGUGAGGAUGGACAAGGAGGCAAUAAAAAUAGCUAUUGCUGUGACAUAAAAAAACAAAGUUGGGGCAGUAUUUCUAAAAAGAUAAGCCUCUAAAAAUACCUAGCAGAAAAAGUGUAGUCUUAAAAUAGGACAAUGAUAUUAAGGAGAAAAUGAAAGGAUGUAUCAGGAAUAAAGUGGUAUUGCAUAGGAGUAUUGUAUUUUUAUGAAUUUUAUGCCAGUUGUUUACAUGUAAAAUGUAUGUUAAAUAAAAAAGAUCAUGAAAAAUA
Messenger RNA from Equus caballus (horse), 5018 nucleotides. It is a transcript of the gene DPY19L1, whose product is annotated as dpy-19 like C-mannosyltransferase 1. Lineage: Eukaryota; Metazoa; Chordata; Mammalia; Perissodactyla; Equidae. Gene Ontology annotation, molecular function: mannosyltransferase activity. Gene Ontology annotation, cellular component: nuclear inner membrane. The record is from RefSeq and is a predicted model, not a curated record.